AUGUCGGCAACUAUCACGACGCAGCUCGGCGAGGCACUGCCUCCAGGACAAAAACAUGCGAUUACUUUCCACCUCCCAAAAUGGACGAACGUGCUGCGUAUGGUGAACAAGGACAGGAGUAUUAUCGCUCAACUGAAAAGCUUUUAUCCUCGGAUGAUGCCCGGACAUGUUGAUGUUAAAGCGCUUUCGGUAGAAGUGUUGAAGUUCCUUCAGGUUCCAGAGGGAAACACGACAUUCAUCUUCACUUCACUGGUAUCAGCGGCGGAAUGCAUAGAUUUCGCUGUCAAGGGACCGAGGGUAGAUGAUGAGAAUCUCCCUGCCAUAGCCGAGGGACCUGAGACUCAACCAAUGCCUCGAGAAGAGCUCUCACUUCGAGUACUUGAAGUCGAGAAGACGGGUCAGAGGUUGUACGCUGUGAUUUUUUCGAUGGCCAAAAUGCCGAGAUUGAUGCAUUUCUGGGCAAACGCAGGAACUGGAAUCACGACCCGUGUUGCGGAAGAAAGUCUGCCUCAUGUUGAUUCUCUUCGGGAGAUUCCAAUUGACUCCCCAGCGAGAGAAAUCCCAGAAAGCCCAGCUCAUCUAGAGAUCAAAGAACGUAUCGCCACCCUCCUCGAACGCUCGCCCGUGGGCGGAGAAAGAAGUGUCAAAGUCACAAAAGACGAUAUCUACCUCUACCAAACCGGCAUGACCGCCAUCUACAAAACCCACAAAUACAUCCUCUCCACGCACACUCCGCCCCAAAAAUCCGCCCUCUUCGGCUUCGCAUUCUACGCCACCCUCCGCGUCUUCUCUGAUUUCGGUCCAGGUUAUAAACUCUACCCUUUCGGCACCGCCGACGACCUCACAUCCCUAACACAGUUCCUGGAAUCCGAGAAAGAAGCAGGGAGACACGUCCAGGCUAUCUGGGCUGAAUUCCCGACUAAUCCAUCCCUAACCGUACCUUCGCUUCCUCGUCUGCGUGAGAUAGCGAAUACAUACAACGCGCUCCUCAUAAUCGAUGACACGGUCGGCAGUUUCGCUAACAUCGACCUCCUAGGCUCUAAUGGCGUCGAUAUCCUCGUCACGAGUCUAACGAAAAGCUUCAGUGGUUACGCAGACGUUAUGGGCGGUUCAGCCGUGCUUAAUCCCCUUGGUUCGCGAUACCAGGAAUUAAAAACUCUCUACACGGCGAACUAUACACUCGACUACUCCCCCCUCGACGCCAGCGUUCUCGCUUCAAACUCGCGUGACUACCUCGUACGCUCCCACACCCUAAACACCAAUACCCAAUCCCUAGUCUCCUACUUCCAAACCCACGCCCAAUCUCCCUCCUCCCCUAUCAAAACCGUCCAACAUCCUACCACAAACCCGGAAUUCAAAGCAAACUACGAUCUCGUCAAACGCCCCACGACAGAGGAAUUCGCAGCGGGUUAUGGGUAUUUAUUUAGUAUCGUGUUUAAGAAUGUGGAUAUGCUGAGGGUGUUUUAUGAUAAUUUGAAUAUGCAUAUGGGACCGCAUCUCGGCGCGCAUCGCACGAUUGUGAUUACGUAUGUGAAGGCGUUGUAUGGCAAGGACUUGGGGUGGGCGGGGGGGAGGGGGUUGAGUGAGGCUUCAAUGAGAAUUGCGCCGGGACUCGAGGAUGUGGAUGCGUUGAUUGGGGAUUUUGAGAAUGCGUUGAAAGCUGUUACUGAUCAGGACGGGAAGACGGAGGGGGAUGUUGAGAAGGCGUUGGAGGGUGGGUUGGUGUCGCUAUAG
Messenger RNA from Glarea lozoyensis ATCC 20868, 1734 nucleotides. Its product is annotated as PLP-dependent transferase. Gene Ontology annotation, molecular function: cystathionine gamma-synthase activity; pyridoxal phosphate binding. Gene Ontology annotation, biological process: transsulfuration. The record is from RefSeq and is a predicted model, not a curated record. The transcript has 3 exons. NCBI's taxonomy places the organism in Eukaryota, Fungi, Ascomycota, Leotiomycetes, Helotiales, Helotiaceae. Bases 1 to 1734 code for a protein of 577 amino acids.